This is a messenger RNA of Rotaria sp. Silwood2, 2105 nucleotides long. Lineage: Eukaryota; Metazoa; Rotifera; Eurotatoria; Philodinida; Philodinidae. The record is from the annotation of a GenBank genome assembly.
AUGAAAUUGAUUUUGAUAAAGAAAAUCCUAAUAGUGCUGAUAAAGUCUAUAGAGAAUAUGCUAUUCAAAAAAAUUACAAACCAUUAAAUAUAGAUGAAAAUCAAUAUGAAAAAUUAAAAAUUCCAAUAUGUAAUGAACAAUUAUCUUCAUUAGUUGUAAAAAGUACAUUAAAUGCAAUAAAUUAUUAUUCAUCAUUACAAGUCGAAGAUGGUCAUUGGCCUGGGGAUUAUGGUGGUCCGUUGUUUUUAUUACCCGGUGCAGUAAUAACAGCUUAUAUAACGAAAUUUGAUUUUACAGAAGAACAAAAAUAUCAAAUGAUUAAAUAUUUAUUUAAUCAUCAAUUAAGUGAUGGUGGAUGGGGAACUCAUAUUGAAAAUAAAUCAACUAUGUUUGGAACUGUUUUAAAUUAUAUAUCAUUAAGAUUAUUAGGAAUUCAAUUUAAUGAUCAAAGAAUACAAAAUGCUUAUGAUUUUAUUCAACGAGAAGGUGGUGCGAUGUAUGCACCAAGUUGGGCAAAAUUUUGGUUAUGUGUAUUAGGUGUUAUGCCAUGGGAAGGUGUUAAUUCAUUAUUUCCAGAAUUAUGGUUAUUACCUGAAUGUUUACCUGUUCAUCCUUCUCGAUAUUGGUGUCAUUGUAGAAUGGUUUAUUUACCAAUGAGUUAUGUUUACGCUAAAAAAAUUGUUGGAGAAAUAUCUCCACUUAUUAAACAAUUAAGAAAUGAAUUAUAUGUUGACAAAUAUGAAAAUAUUAAUUUUAGCAAACAUCGAAAUUCAAUUAGUUCAUUAGAUUUAUAUAGUCCUCAAACAAGUUUAUUAAAAAUUUUAAAUUUUUUGACAAAUACUUAUGAACAUAUAUAUAAUCGUAAAUUACGUAAUAAAGCAAGUGAAUUUCUACUAAGUUAUAUUGAAGCAGAAGAUGAACAUACAAAUUAUAUUGAUAUUGGUCCUGUUAAUAAAUUUAUAAAUAUGUUAUCAGUAUGGUAUUCAAAAGGACGUCAAAGUAAACAAUUUGAAUUACAUUUAAAUCGUGUCAAUGAUUAUUUAUGGUUAAGUGAAGAUGGAAUGAAAAUUCAAGGUUAUAAUGGUUCACAAUUAUGGGAUACUGCUUUUUCAAUUCAAGCUAUUUUAGAAACAGGAUUAACAGAUUUAUAUAAAAAUUGUCUUUAUUCAUCUUAUUCUUAUUUGGAUAUAAGUCAAGUUUUAGAAGAUGUUAGAGAUAAUGUUAAAUAUUAUCGUCAUAUAUCAAAAGGUGGAUGGCCAUUUUCAACUAGAGAUCAUGGUUGGCCAAUAACAGAUUGUACUGCUGAAGGAGUUAAAACAACAUUAUUAGUACAUGAACAAUUAUUUAAUUGUCCUCGUACAAUAACAUAUGAUCGUUUAGAAUAUGCUAUUAAUUUUAUUCUUAGUACACAAAAUAAAGAUGGUGGAUGGGCAUCAUAUGAACUUAAACGUUCAGAUUCUUGGAUAGAAUGGUUAAAUCCUGCUGAAGUAUUCAAAGGUAUUAUGAUUGAUUAUUCAUAUGUUGAAUGUACUUCUGCUUGUAUACAAGCAUUAUCAAAAUUUCGUUCAAAAAUUCAUUUUCCUAAUCAUAGACGAGAAGAAAUUAAUGUUGCAAUUGAUCGUGGAAUUGAAUUUAUUAAAAAAAGUCAAAGAUCCGAUGGAAGUUGGUAUGGAAGUUGGGCUGUAUGUUUUACAUAUGGAACAUGGUUUGGUAUUGAAGGUUUAAUUAGUGGUGGAGAAUCAAUUGAAUCAAAUGAAAUAAAAAAAGCUGUAGAAUUUUUAGUAUCAAAACAAAAUUUUGAUGGAGGUUGGGGAGAAUCUUAUUUAAGUUGUGUUUAUAAAUCAUAUAUUAAUCAUAAACAAUCUCAAGUUGUUAAUACAGCUUGGGCACUUUUAUCGUUAAUGUCUGCAAAAGCAGAUCAAAUUGUUAUUCGAAAAGGAAUUCAAUUUCUUAUUAAUAAACAAUCUUCAAAUGGAGAUUGGAAUCAACAAGGAAUUACGGGAGUUUUUAAUGGAAAUUGUAUGAUUAGUUAUACAAAUUAUAGAAAUAUUUUUCCUAUUUGGGCUCUUGGACGAUUUAUUAAAAAUAAUUAUAUACGACAAUAA